This is a messenger RNA of Penaeus vannamei (Pacific white shrimp), 1545 nucleotides long. Lineage: Eukaryota; Metazoa; Arthropoda; Malacostraca; Decapoda; Penaeidae. The record is from RefSeq and is a predicted model, not a curated record.
AUGGAGGGCAUGAUCUGCAGACCAGCAGCAUCCUGCAAAGACAACAAAGAAAACAAGAGAACCGACAGAACUCACCCCCCAUACCACGCACCAGCACCUGACGUCACGCGCACUCGACCUCCCUUCCGCGCGGAGUUUUUGCCUCGCGCCCAUGGGCCUUUAGUCAUUGUCCACCUUAUGUUCUCCAACGCCCCUGAGGCCGCCCGUUCCCGCCGAAAACUAAACCCACCUGCACAUGCACACGCCCGCGUCCCUUCCGACACCUUCGGCAUGACUUCCCCGGCAGGGCAAGGGCGGGUCAACCAGCUCGGGGGCGUGUACAUCAACGGACGUCCUCUGCCCAACCACAUAAGGCUCAAGAUCGUUGAAAUGGCCGCCGCCGGGAUACGCCCCUGCGUCAUCUCCCGCCAGCUGAGGGUCUCCCACGGCUGUGUGUCUAAGAUCCUAAACAGAUACCAGGAGACUGGCUCGAUCCGCCCGGGGGUCAUCGGCGGAUCCAAGCCCCGUGUGGCCACCCCGGAGAUCGAGAGGAAGAUCGCCGACUACAAGAAAGAGAAUCCGGGAGUCUUCUCUUGGGAGAUUCGUGAUAGGCUCAUCAAAGACGGCUUGUGCGACCGAAACACGGCGCCGUCCGUCUCCGCGAUCUCCCGGCUUCUUCGAGGGAAGGACGAGGACGAGGAUCCAAAGAAAAGCAAAGAGGGUGAUUAUACUGUCAAACAAACCUGUUCGGGCUCUGACGUCGAGGAUGGUUCCGAGGAUGAGGACGACCCUCAGAUGAUGCUCAAGCGAAAGCAGAGGCGCUCAAGGACGACUUUCACUGCCCAUCAGUUGGACGAACUCGAGAAGGCUUUCGAGAGGACACAGUAUCCUGACAUAUACACGCGUGAAGAAUUAGCGCAAAGAACUAAACUCACUGAGGCUCGGAUCCAGGUGUGGUUCAGCAACCGGCGGGCGAGGCUCAGGAAGCAGAUGGCGUCCGGAAGUAUCACAAAUUUCAACGCGAUGGGCCUCCCGAUGUCUUAUCCGUCGGCGCCGUCCUCGUACAUGUUCCAAGGCUUCUCCGACCACGGCUCCAGCUUCUCCUCGCAGUCACAAGACCCCAGCGGGCUGUACCAGGGGGGUACCGGAGGCCUUCACCAGGGUGCCUUGGCGACGGAGGCGCGGGCGGCCAACAUGAGCGCCGCCGCCGCAGCCGCCGCCGCAUCUUCGUACCCGUCCAUGAGUGCCGCGCUUUCUUCGUGCACUAACUCUGCAUUUAUAUCUUCUCAAACGUCCGGCGGCAUGUGCGGCGCCCAGGGUACUGGCGGGGCAUCUUCAGGGGUCAGUUCAACCCUCACUUCCGGCAACCCCGCAUCGUGGGCCUCUAAUCAGCUGCCGUGGCUAUUGGGCGGGCACGCAGGAGUAAUUCUGAGUUUCGAAAGUUCAGAGUCCAGCACACAUAUAUUCCUCGCCUUCAAGUUUCAUGCUGGAGACCACAUCCUGAAUUCCAGUCCAGAUACCGUCGUCAACCCAUUUGAACCGCGAGCAACAAUACUUCAGGUUUAA